Messenger RNA from Parnassius apollo (apollo), 1146 nucleotides. Lineage: Eukaryota; Metazoa; Arthropoda; Insecta; Lepidoptera; Papilionidae. The record is from the annotation of a GenBank genome assembly.
AUGGAGGAAAAUAAGAAUUCGAAGAAAAAAAACAGAAAAUAUAAUGAGAUAAUGUUAAAAUCAGCCAUUGAAAGUGUUUUACAGUCAAAAUUAACUUUGUACAUGGCAUCAAAGGAAUUCAACGUGUCGUGGAGUACAUUAAAGGCCAAUGUUGAACGAGUUAAAGAAGAACGCAAGCAGGGAAUAACACAGAUUAGGAUGCUCAAAGUAGGUAGACCAUUUUCUUUGUCAGCCAAUUUAGAACAAAGCUUACUGUCAUACAUUAUACAAAUGCAAGAGCUUGGAUUUGGCCUUACUGUAAACCAGAUAAGACAAAUAGCCUUUUCACUUGCUGAGACAGCUGAAUGUAAGCAUUACUUCAACAAAAGCAAAAGAUGUGCUGGAUGGAAUUGGUGGGUUAGUUUUAAAGGUCGUUACGGUUUAAGUUUAAGGAUUCCGGAAAAUCUUUCAUCCGGUCGUGCUAUUUGCUCAAAUCCCACAAUAUUAGCUGAUUUUUAUGAAAAAUUAGAGGCAACUUUAGUUAAUCAUAACUUGUUGGAUUGCCCAGAUAGAAUAUGGAACUGUGACGAAACGGGUCUUAUGUACGUCAACAAACCUACUAAAAUUGUCACCAAAAUAGGAAAAAAAUACGUAUAUAAUCGAACAUAUGCUGAGAAAGGCACUACAACUACAGUGCUAGCUUGCAUUAAUGCAGCUGGGCAUUUCAUUCCCCCUUUGGUGAUAUUUAAAGGGGUAAGAAAUAUCCCUGGACUAUCGAAUGGGUCUCUGCCAAAUAGUUUAACGCGACUGUCGCCAAAGGGCUGGAUAAAUGCAGAUUUAUUCUAUGAGUGGUUGAAAUUUUUCGACCGAAACAUUCCUCCUACAAGGCCGGUUAUGUUGAUUAUGGAUUCACAUGCGAGUCAUAUAGCUCCAAAAAUUCUUGAUUAUGCUAAAUCCCACCAGAUAAUAUUAUUUACUAUGCCUGCUCACACAAGCCACAUUUUGCAACCACUGGAUGUUGGAGUUUUUCGACCACUUAAAGCGGCAUGGAGAGCAGAGUUGCAAAAUUAUAAAGUAAACAAUCCCACCUCAGUACCUACAAGAUUUGAUUUUCACAAAUUCCUGACACCGGUUUAUGAACAAUGUUUUACGCCUACCAAUAUAUGA